Molecule: messenger RNA, 459 nt
Organism: Colletotrichum scovillei
Lineage: Eukaryota; Fungi; Ascomycota; Sordariomycetes; Glomerellales; Glomerellaceae
Exons: 2
Coding region: 1-459 (152 amino acids)
Source: RefSeq, a predicted model, not a curated record
AUGCUCAUUUCAACUUUGAGAGACGCAAGUCUUCUAUCCAUAGCCUUCAAGCUCAUACUUUGGGCACUAAACAGCAAGCAUCCAACUCGUCUUCUCGUCCCCAAGUCAGCAGUCACCGUGGCGUCCCAUCAGUCUCCCGUCGAGGAGGAGGAACCAGAGUACCUGCCCUACCCAGCAACCAAGCUCAUCAUCGCGCAGUACUGGCACUGCUCGCGCGACCCACCGUGUUGGGGCUACCUCAUUGUCGGCACCUUUUUCGACCAGCACAACAACAUUAUCUGGAGCACUGAGAUUUUUGCUUUUCAGCGUGACACUCGCGGUGGUCGGAGACACGGCAUCGACGAGGGGCAGUUUGUCGAGCUGUCGGAUUCGGGUGAGUCACUUUGUUUUGUCCUCAUGCGUGGCGGUUAUUCACUGCCAGUCAACCCAAGAUUUGUGAUGUCUGGGAAGGAUAUAUAA